CACAAUUCUUCUUCCACAUUAGCCAUAACCCAGAAGAAAGAAAAUAAAAAUCUCUCUUCUCUCUCUCUCUUGUAAUAACAUUAAUAAUAAGAAUAAUAAUAAUAUUAUGGGGCUGUGAUUAACUGGGGAUGAAAUUUUGCCUUUUGUCCUUGCAAGGAGCAAGAGGCCCCCCCUUUGUGUCAGAAGAAAAUCUCCAACUUCCAAUCUUCAAUGCUCAUUUUGUCCCUCUUCCAUUAUUCAUCAUACCCAUAAAGUGACUUGUGUCAGAGUUAGUUAGUCCUAGGAUUCAUCACAGGAUAAAAAUUCACCUUAUACACAAACCCUAGCUAUAUAGUUUCCUUUCCUUUCUCGUUUUCUUCUUCCAGCCAUGAAUUCAAUCCACUACAAUUCUACAACAAGGACCAAGUUCGCUCGUAGAUUUCUCAUUUCUCUUUCCAGGAUCAGAAGAGCUACAACACUUGGUCCUCCUUCUGAUGAGGAAAUCCGCAGAAGAACCCAUAGGAUAAAGCUUGCUGCUUAUUCUUCCAUGGCUCGUGCUGUUGGGUCUAGAAGAGCGUGGAGCCGAGCGCUUCUUUUGAAGAUAAGAAACCGUGCUUUGGUCCAUGGGAUUUUGAGAAAUAGAUUCUUGGCUUCUAAGAAGAAAAGGGUUAUCAAAAGAAACAAGGUUUCAACAGAGAUGAACAAGGUUGAUAUGCUUCGAAAGCUGGUUCCUGGUGGGGAAACCAUGGAUGUUUGUGAGUUGUUGGAGGAAACUGCACAUUUUAUGGCAUCCCUUGCCACUCAGGUUAAGGUGAUGAAAAGUAUAGUGGAUCACUGCUCCGAAUGAUAUCAUAUAUUGGAAAAUAAAAGAUUCAAAAACAAGAAUAAGAUAGAGAAGAUGCUGUGUAGACGAGGAGAUGAAUCAAGAUUUGGGGUGGUAAUUAACUGGUGAGUAUCUAUCUAAAAAGAAGAAGAAAAAAAAAAACCGACCUUUAAUAGAUAUGGUAUACUUGUGUAGAUCAAUCAAAAAGGUAAGCUUGUAUGCAAGAAACUCAUAGAAAAUGGGUUUUUUUCUUUUUGCUUGAAUGAGUUUUGUUUUGUUGUACAUAGAUAAAGUCUGACAGAUCUAAUCGUAUAUAUAUAUUUGUAUACUUUCUUUAUCAGUGAUGAUUCGAUCUGUCUUUCUGGGAA
This is a messenger RNA of Manihot esculenta (cassava), 1170 nucleotides long. Its product is annotated as transcription factor IBH1. The coding region runs from base 368 to 826 and encodes 152 amino acids. Gene Ontology annotation, biological process: regulation of DNA-templated transcription. NCBI's taxonomy places the organism in Eukaryota, Viridiplantae, Streptophyta, Magnoliopsida, Malpighiales, Euphorbiaceae. The transcript has a single exon. The record is from RefSeq and is a predicted model, not a curated record.